Molecule: messenger RNA, 951 nt
Organism: Diaporthe amygdali
Lineage: Eukaryota; Fungi; Ascomycota; Sordariomycetes; Diaporthales; Diaporthaceae
Exons: 2
Coding region: 1-951 (316 amino acids)
Source: RefSeq, a predicted model, not a curated record
AUGCAAGUUGCACAACCGACGAUGAUUGCAGUCUCAAUGGACACGAAGGGCAAUUCCUCGUGGGGCGGGCAGAUCAUUCGUGACAGGCAGGACAAGACGCUUUUCCAUCUCAUUAUCUCACAGUUCGCAUACGGUUGCGGGCUAUCUGGCUGGAGACCCUUCAGCACCGUCAUCAGAGCAGAGUCCAGAACGGGGCCAGCUGGUCCUUACCACUUUGCUCAAGAUCUGCUUGGGCCGUUCCGCCAUAACCCGACAACCAUUUGGAGCCCUGCAGAUGAGAAGUAUCUUCUCUACACUAUCGGAAUCGAGACACAGCUGCCGACAACCUGUAAAUCAUUCAAGUGGGCCAAUAAUAUCUCGGUUUCAAGCGCACCCGAGGUUCGCGGGCCCUGGUCAACUCCGCAGAUCCUGAUCAACGGGACGAACCCGACACCAUGGCCAAUGUGGACCCCGGAUGAUCCAACUUCUGAGAUCGCACUCGGCGCUGAGGACAACAUGAUCUACGCAGCCGAUGAUUUCUCCAGCCCGUACAACCUCAUCAAGACCAUGCCCUGGAAUACGUCAGACUACAGCGACCACUGGACUGAGGAUCCAUUUCUAUGGCGCGACAAGCGCGGAAAUUGGCAUAUUCUAUGCCACUGGAUGAUCGACAUCACCGAGCGAGGUGAGAAAUUUCCUCGGGUAGGAGGACACUUGUUCUCUAGAAACCUGACAGGAGACUGGACUUUCAAGCUCCAGGCAGCAUACAACACAACUGUACAGUUCACAGACGGCGGGAGGACGGAUUACUACCGCCGUGAACGGCCCAAACUGUUUUUAAGCGAUGAUGGGCAGCUCACGCCGCUGUUUCUGACCAAUGGCGUGCAAGAGUUUAACAGCUCAGGCAGUUAUACGUUGAUCCAACCGAUCGGAAAGGGUGCGGAGACAUUUGAAAGAAAACUGGGAUUGUGA